AUGUCGUUCGUCCGCGUCCCGCUCGAGGACUUUGACCGCGUCCUCGGCACCACCUCGACCGAGAUCUCUUCGGUCGCACUCGGCGGCCGCAUCCUCUCGUGCUCCGACGAGUGGUUCGCACCGGCGUCCAGCCUCCUCAAGGUCGGACCCGCUCCCUCGCUCAAGGGCCAGUUCGGCCCAAAGGGCGCCCUCUUUGACGGCUGGGAGACCCGCAGGCACUGCCCCACGUACGACUGGGUCAUCCUCCGCCUCGGUCCCAAGGCAGGCGGGCACCUCGUCGGCUUCGACGUCGACACGGCCAACUUCAACGGCAACGAGGCGCCCGAGGUCGAAAUCUACGGAAUGCAGCUCGACCCGCAGCAAGAGGCGCAGGCAGCCGACAACCUCGCCGAAAACGACCCCAGGUGGGAGACCUUGAUCCCGACGGUCCCCUGCGGCCCGUCGCAGCGACACCUCUUUGCCCUCCCGCCCGCCGCCUCCUCCAAGGCCUACACCCACAUCAAGCUCCACAUGAUCCCCGACGGUGGCAUCGCCCGCUUCCGCGUCUACGGCACCAUCCCCGCGCCCCCCGUCGGUCAGGGCGAGGGCGAGGCGGUGGCAGCCCAGCCCGAGCUCAACACCCUCGACCUGGCCCACUGCCUCAACGGCGGCCGCGUCGUCUUCACCGACGACCAGCACUUUGGCUUUGGCACCAACAUUGUCCUGCCCGGGCGCGGCAAGGACAUGGGCGACGGCUGGGAGACGAGGCGCUCCCGUGGCAAGGGCCACUUCAACUGGUCCAUCAUCAAGCUCGGCGAGGCGGGCGUGCUCAACUACGCCGAGAUUGAUACGGCGCACUUUCUGGGCAACUUCCCCGAGAGCGGCGAGCUGCUGGCCACGACGUUCGACGGCCAGCUGCCCCCCUCGGACGCCCAGUGGACGACGAUCCUGCCGCGCACCAAGCUGGGUCCGGGCCGCCGCCACUUCUUCGAGCUGGCCAACGUCGACGGCGUCGCCUAUACCCACGUCAUGGUCAAGAUGCACCCGGACGGCGGCAUCAAGCGCGUCCGCAUCGUCGGCCGCCGCGCCGCGCCGCUCGUGGCCGCCAACCUGCUCGCCACGGCGCUGCCCAAGGUGGCCGUGCCCCAGGACAUACAGGACCCGCUGCCGUCGGCCAGCUCUGAUCCCUUUGCUCCCGUGAGUGCCCUGAACGACCCGCAGCGCCCUGAUCCGCCAUCAAUCGCCGCUGUGACUGGGCAGCAGCAGCAGCAGCAGCAGCUGGGUUGCAUCGUAUCGGCCGGUCCGAGCGGGACUGGAGAGCGCUUCAUCGCGGCGCAGCCCUUGACGAGCGCGGCGUUUGCGCCGUACGGCAGCGUGAUCCACACGCCGCCGUCGAGCGAGGGCGCUCCGUUCCGCAUCGUCAACCAGGGCACGGCGCGCAAGUACGUCGGGCUGGCGCCCGUCGUCAACAACUACCCGCCCCACGCGCCGGCAAAGACCAACGUGCACGUCUACCACUGCGACCCGGUGCCCGCCGUCGGCGGCAUGCCGUGGAGGGUCAAGCUGCUCGAGAGGCACAGGUUCACCACCCAGGCCUUUGUGCCCAUGACGCCGGCGGGUGGCGCACAGGCGGGGCAGGAGGGCUACCUCGUCGUCGUGGCGCUCAAUUCCAAGGAUGACAAGCCGGACCUGAACACGCUCGCCGCCUUUUACGCCACGACCGAACAGGCCAUCUCGUACCACCCUGGAUGCUGGCACCACCCCAUGAUUGCGCUCGGUACGCAGCCGACGUCGUUUGCGUGCAUCGUCAACGAGAGCGACGUCGACCCUUCGCUCGACUGCGACGAGGUGCCCGUCUAG
Pseudozyma flocculosa PF-1 is the source of this 1839-nucleotide messenger RNA. RefSeq lists its product as uncharacterized. Gene Ontology annotation, biological process: allantoin catabolic process. The transcript is spliced from 6 exons. Gene Ontology annotation, molecular function: ureidoglycolate hydrolase activity; ureidoglycolate lyase activity; allantoicase activity. Lineage: Eukaryota; Fungi; Basidiomycota; Ustilaginomycetes; Ustilaginales; Ustilaginaceae. The coding region runs from base 1 to 1839 and encodes 612 amino acids. The record is from RefSeq and is a predicted model, not a curated record.